AGUACGCCUAAAUCUAAUCAAGUCAGCUUUCACGAGGUGGUGGCCGAUUCGCAAUUGCCGAGUGGAUCGUCUGCGCAUGACACAGUGACUCAGAUGCACGCUGAGCUGCUCGGUACAUCGAGAGUCUCGUCAGAGUCAUAACAACUUUAAACCUUACUAGAGAUCGGACUGGAAAUACUUUCAACGCUUAUGUGCUUGUUAACAGACGAAAUCCUUUUCUCGGCACGAAGUUAUAUUUUCGUAAGCUUGUCAUCGACACCAGACGACGUUGCCCCCUGUAACCGUUGUCUUAUUCCAUAACAACUGGUUCUGUGAAUUCUAAAUUCAGUCCAGCAAGAAUGAACCAUAUAUGUUGCAUUCCUGUACUCUUAUGUGCAGUUGUUUGGACUCAUUAUGCUCGGGCAGGAUUUAUCGUCGAACCCUCAUCUAUAGAAGGAAUUCAAUCAGAAACUGUUGUACUACCAUGCACGAUACGAAACGAACCCGGCGCCAUUGUUGUUUGGUACAGAAACAAAGCGCAGCUGAGUAUAGAUAACAAUCUAGUGAAUAGUUUAGACCCUGACGUACGAGCAAGAUUCUCUGUCGUUGGCAAUGGAACAUCUGGAGAAUUCAACCUUCAGAUUGUCAACGUCAAACCUGCAGAUGAAAGUCAAUAUUACUGUUCAUUUAUCAGUCGAUCAGGAGGAGCGUCUUCAGUCGUUGCCACCUUGACCGUUUUAAUUCCACCAAGUGAAGGAUAUCCAAAGUGCUCAGUAACUGCCGAGACCCCACAGAACACUAAAAAUGCUUUCUGGCCAGGUGAAGUGGCCCUUCUUAGUUGCGAAUCAAUGGGAGGUGAUCCUGCGGCGAACCUUACAUGGUAUCGCAAGAACUGGACAAUGUCCCACGCGGCCAAGCAUACGAACAUCUAUAGGAGGAUACUUACACCAGGAGAUAAUGGAGUCACCUUCAUCUGCGAAGCGACCAGUAGUGCCUUAAGAGAACCCCGGCGUUGUGAGGUGACCCCUAUGAGCAUUCCACCAGAAGUACAUGUUAGACCUUUGACCAACUCUGUGCAGUUCGGUACCAAUGCCACUUUCCACUGCGAAGUCAGCGCCAUCACACGAGUCCAGGAAUACAACUGGUUUAUCGAGGGAAAUCUCCUUACCCCCGAGACACCAGGUGUGGUCUUCGGCAACAAUGGAAAGGUACUUGUGAUCGCCAAUGUGCAAAUGGAACACGAUAGUAAACCAGUGGAGUGCGAGGCGGUCAUCAAAAAUCGGCUGGUAGCGAGAGCAGGUACCACAGUUGUGGUCAUUCCACCUAGGAAGACGGCGCCACCAAUACCCUCAAAACCCACUGAAAAGGUCACAAUCAUCCAGGUCGAGAAGUCGGAGGUACCAACCUCCCAUCCUAUUUUAUCUGCAAACAUGAAUCUAAUCAUCGUCAUCGUGUCAGGUUCACUCAUAGUUCUCCUCCUGCUCAUCGCUAUCAUCAUGGGUUGCUGGGUCUUCGGCUUCCGCAAGCCGCGAAGACCAAACACAAGGGUCAACAUCGACUACGGCGAAGUCCCUGCAGAAAUGCCUUUGGAUGGCAUUAGCCAUUAUUCCGUACCUGCAGCUUUGUUCAGCACAGAGAUUCCGGAUUCAAGAUUAAACGAAUCUUUCCAUCAACCGCGGCACUUUGACGAAAACGCUUCGGGAUACAUAUCAGCACUGUACGCUACACUGGAUAAAAACAAGAGAUACCCGCCGAAAACGAACAGCUCAUCGUCGCUGCCGGAGAAACCAGUGGCCCAAAUUACUCCGACCGCCGGUAGGGUGGUCCCGCAUUUCGCCGCCGCUUCUACCAUCGACAAACGAAAGUCGACCGGGGCGAUCGCUUAUUCAGACCUGAAGGAUUUAGACAAUGACCCUGACUUUAAGAAAGGGUGUAGUUGUGACUGUAAGUCCGCUGACUAUGAUGAUAACGAAGAUCCUGCCACAGAACAAUGAUUAUGCUGAUCAUGCUGAUCAUCAAGAUCACCAAGUGCUACAGAACUUAGGGUGACAGAACUGUGGCGAUUUGAUUCUGUAGAUCUGACUUAAACAUUCCGCCAUAAAGUCGUACAGAAUA
Molecule: messenger RNA, 2094 nt
Organism: Lytechinus variegatus (green sea urchin)
Lineage: Eukaryota; Metazoa; Echinodermata; Echinoidea; Temnopleuroida; Toxopneustidae
Product: kin of IRRE-like protein 3
Exons: 1
Coding region: 339-1973 (544 amino acids)
Source: RefSeq, a predicted model, not a curated record